AUGGAUUAUAGUCAAUCUCCAACAGGAGAAGAUGUUCAUUCUUCCACCGCAGGCUCUGUCCAUUCCAGCCAAAGUUUCCAAGAGAUGAAAAAGGAUUCUCAAGAUUUCAAUGAAAUUGAUUCACAAAUUAUUGAAAUUCCAAAAAAACCCGCCUCUGCUUACCUCUCCGUCUGUAUCAUGUGUUUAAUGGUCGCUUUCGGUGGUUUCAUUUCAGGUUGGGAUACCGGUACCAUUGGUGGGUUCUUAUCUCAUUCAGAUUAUAUCAAUAGAUUCGGUAGUUCCCAUUCAGAUGGUAGUAAAUACUUAUCCAAAGUCAGAACUGGUCUAUUGGUUUCCAUUUUCAAUGUCGGUUGUGCUAUUGGUUCCGUUGUCUUAGGUCGUCUAGGUGAUACUGUUGGUCGUAGAAAGGGUAUUGUCAUUGCUGUUUUCAUCUAUAUCGUCGGUAUUGUCAUUCAAAUUGCUUCUAUUGACAAAUGGUACCAAUACUUCAUUGGUAGAAUUAUCGCUGGUUUAGGUUCUGGUACCAUUGCUGUUUUGUCUCCUAUGUUGAUUUCUGAAAUCUCUCCAAAACAUUUAAGAGGUACUUUAGUCUCUUGUUAUCAAUUAAUGAUCACUUUCGGUAUGUUCUUAGGUUACUGUACUAAUUACGGUACAAAGACUUACGAUAACUCAAUUCAAUGGAGAGUCCCAUUAGGGUUAUGUUUCGCUUGGGCUUUAGUUAUGAUUGGUGCUAUGUUUAUUGUCCCAGAAUCUCCAAGAUAUUUGGUUGAAAAGGGUCAAAUUGAAGAAGCUAAAAGAUCUGUAGCUAAAUCUAACAAAGUUACCAUUGAUGAUCCAGCUACUAUUCAAGAAAUUGAAUUGGUUCAAAUUGCCGUGGAAGCUGAACAAGCAGCUGGUUCUGCCUCAUGGAGUGAAUUAUUCCAAACUAAGACCAAAGUUUUACAACGUACUUUAAUGGGUGUUAUUGUCCUAGCUUUACAACAAUUAACCGGAUGUAACUAUUUCUUUUACUAUGGUACUAUUAUUUUCAAAGCUGUUGGUCUAGAAGAUUCUUUCCAAACAUCUCUUAUUUUCGGUAUUGUUAAUUUUGCUUCCACUUUUGUUGCCUUAUACGUUGUUGAUAAGUAUGGUCGUCGUACUUGUUUAUUAUGGGGUGCUGCUGGUAUGGUUUGUUGUAUGGUUGUCUUUGCCUCUGUUGGUGUCACUAAAUUAUGGCCUAAUGGUCAAGAUCAACCAUCUUCCAAAGGUGCUGGUAACACUAUGAUUGUCUUUUCUUGUUUCUUCAUUUUCUGUUUCGCUACUACUUGGGCUCCUAUUCCAUUCGUUAUUAUCUCGGAAUCUUUCCCAUUGAGAGUUAAGGCUAAAGGUAUGGCUUUAGGUACUGUUUCUAACCAAAUGUGGAAUUUCUGUAUUGGGUUCUUUACUCCUUUCAUCACUGGUGCCAUUAAUUUCUACUAUGGAUAUGUCUUUUUAGGUUGUUUAGUGUUUUCUUAUUGCUAUGUCUUUGCUUUUGUUCCAGAAACUAAAGGGUUACAAUUAGAAGAUGUCAAUUUAAUGUGGGAAGAAGGUGUCUUACCAUGGAAAUCUGCUUCUUGGGUUCCACCAUCUCAAAGAGGAACUGAUUAUAACGCUGAAGCUUUAGCUACUGAUGACAAGCCAAUUUACAAGAGAAUGUUCAGCAAGAACUAA
This is a messenger RNA of Naumovozyma dairenensis CBS 421, 1689 nucleotides long. Its product is annotated as sugar porter family MFS transporter. The transcript has a single exon. NCBI's taxonomy places the organism in Eukaryota, Fungi, Ascomycota, Saccharomycetes, Saccharomycetales, Saccharomycetaceae. Gene Ontology annotation, biological process: carbohydrate transport; transmembrane transport. Bases 1 to 1689 code for a protein of 562 amino acids. The record is from RefSeq and is a predicted model, not a curated record. Gene Ontology annotation, molecular function: carbohydrate:proton symporter activity. Gene Ontology annotation, cellular component: plasma membrane.